UAAGGGGAACGUAGUGGGAUUGGUCAGGAUAUGACGGCUGCUUUAAUGUUGCACUUUCUAUUGGAAUUUCUUCGCGUCCGUUAGGGAAACUAUUUAAAUUACUCACUUUAUAAACUUUGUGCGCUUGUUAUUUAUCAAGUUUGACCAUUCGCGCAACACAAGGGCGUCUUUUUUAUGCGCAGGAUGAUGUUAGCCACCGGGCUAACGUUACCUGGCUAGUAUUUACUAGCGAAAUGCUAAUCGAUUAUGCUAACUGGCCCGAACGGCGAGCAACCGUCACCUGGUGAAUAAUUAAAUAGGGUCAUCGAUGCCGGAAAGUGGAUUACAUGAUGCCUGACCACAGCUAGGACGACCCGCCCUACAAUAUGCGGUGUGUCAGAGCCAAGUGUCACCGUGUCCGUGCAUGCAGCAGGUCUUUCCAUGACGCCAGCGUUCCUUCCUCCUGGAUUCUGCUUUGAUGGAACUGAUCUGUUUCUGUGCCGUCCUAGAGCGUCAGCGAUGAAUAUGCGCGCGGUGAAAGCUUGUCUGACCGAAUGCUCGUGAAUCACAUCUUCCAAAGAGGACUCUGACCAGAAGCGACACCAGGACCGGACCGGACCGGACCGGCCUGCACCUUAAUUUUAAUCUCUUUUUUUUUUAACAAACGAACAAUCAGGAGCGCAGCAGGAGUCAUGGCGUCUGUGUGGAAGAGACUGCAGCGUGUAGGGAAGCACGCGUCCAAAUUCCAGUUUGUGGCCUCCUAUCAGGAACUCAUGGUGGAAUGUACAAAAAAAUGGCAACCUGACAAACUUGUGGUCGUGUGGACGCGCAGGAGUCGCCGGAAAUCCUCCAAGUCUCAUAGUUGGCAGCCGGGCAUCAAAAACCCGUACAGAGGAGUGGUGGUGUGGCCUGUUCCUGAGAACGUGGAGAUUACGGUCACACUGUUUAAGGAUCCCCACGCCGAGGAGUUUGAAGAUAAAGACUGGACGUUUGUUAUCGAGAACGAGUCUCCGUCGGGCCGGAGGAAAGCCCUGGCCACCAGCAGCAUCAACAUGAAGCAGUACGCCAGCCCCAUGCCCACGCAGACGGACGUCAAGCUCAAGUUCAAGCCUCUGUCCAAGAAGGUGGUGUCGGCCACGCUGCAGUUCUCGCUGUCCUGCAUCUUCCUGCGUGAGGGCAAAGCCACGGACGAAGACAUGCAAAGUCUGGCCAGUCUGAUGAGCAUGAAGCAGGCCGACAUCGGCAACCUGGACGACUUCGAGGAGGAAAACGAGGAGGACGAGGAGAACCGCGUCAACCAGGAGGAGAAGACUGCCAAAAUCACAGAGCUGAUCAGUAAGCUGAACUUCAUGGAUGAGGACGAGCAGCAGCAGAGCCACGCCAGCUCCAACCCCUUCGAGGAGGCCGCCGACCCCGCCGACCUCAACCCGUUCUGCGACCCCGAGGAGGAAGAAUCGAGUCCACCACCUCCAGUGCAGCCCACUCCAAAGCCGGAGGACUCGCCCAAUCCUCCGAACCCGUUCGACGACCCCGAUCCAGAGCCCCCGGAGUACAGGAACCCGUUCGAUGAACCGGAGCCGGAGAGCUCGACCCCCAAAGGCAGCGCCAGGAGGACGCCGCGGCCCGUGGACAUGAGCAAGUACCUGUACGCGGACGCCGGCAAGACCGAGAGGGACGACGCGGAAGAUAUGGACGAAUCGAACCCCUUCUUCGAGGCCAGGUCAGGCACUCCGGUCGAGUCCGCGACAGAGAGCGCUGCAACAUCCAAGAACGCCAAACGUCGUGCCCCUCUGCCUCCUUCAGCGACCCCCGCCGACCCAGUCGUGCCCAGUGAGCCCAAACCUGCCGUGCCUGAAAAGGUGCCCGUGGCGUGUCCUGCUUUAGGGCCAAGAGAGCUGGUCUCUUCUUCACCCAAAGACAGUCCGGUUCCCAGUCCAGUUCUGGGCGGGAGGCCGAACGCCAGCCAGUCUCUCCUAGCCUGGUGUCGAGAGGUGACCAAGAACUACCGCGGCGUGAAGAUCACCAACUUCACCACCUCGUGGAGGAACGGCCUGGCCUUCUGCGCCCUGCUGCACCACUUCAGACCCGACCUCAUUGACUACAAGUCCCUGAAUCCUCAAGACAUCAAAGAAAACAACAAAAAGGCGUACGACGGCUUCGCCAGCCUGGGCAUCUCCCGGCUCCUGGAGCCGGCCGACAUGGUGCUGCUGGCCAUCCCGGACAAGCUGACGGUGAUGACCUACCUGUACCAGAUCCGCGCUCACUUCAGCGGCCAGGAGCUGAGCGUGCUGCAGAUCGAGGCCCAGGCCGGCCGCAGCACCUACAAAGUGGGCGACUUCCACACCGACACCGACAGCUCCGUCGCCCACGACACCUUCUACGCCGAGGUCCACAACCAGCCGCCCAAGCCUCACCCGGCGGAGGAGGAUGAGGAGGCUGAGCCGGGGGUGCAGGCGGCCCCCGAGGGCCUCGCCGGGACGUCUUCGGCCGAGGCCGAACCGAGCUCGGAUCCUCCGACGUCCAGACCAGAAGCUCCCGACACGAGAGUGGACACGGUCGACGCGGAGAGGGAGAAGAAGAAAGAAAACGACCUGAGCGUUACGUUUAGCGGAGGACGGCAUGAAGCGGCGCCUUCGCGGCCACCCACGCUGGGCACCAGCUUCAGUCGAGACGUGGACCUGAACAAGACGAGGAGCAUCAUGGGACAGAAUGAGACGGACAGCAGAAUGACCAAGAGCAGCUCGUUACAGGUCAACUAUACAGACCCGCCCGUCAAACAGGAAGCUGUACCAGCCCUGGCACCCAGCGCCAACAAGGAGAAGAAGGUUCAGUCUCGACAGGAGGAGCUGAAGGAGAGGGCCCGACUGCUGCUGGAGCAGGCUCGCAGAGACGCCGCCCUGAAAGCCAGGAACAAAGUCGUCCCCAGCGCCACCUCGCCCACGCACGCGCGCCCGCCGCAGAUCUCUGACGAGCGUGAUGAGGAGAGGCGCAGGCAGCUGAGGGAGCGGGCGAGGCAGCUGAUAGCCGAGGCUCGAUCGGGAGUGAAGAUGGCAGAGUUCCCUCUGCACUCAGAUGCCGCCGCCGCUCCUGCAGGAGAGUUCAAAGGAAGGUCAAAGGCAGCUGGAGCCGGGGAGGAUCGGGUGUGUGUGGACGGUGAGGACGAGUGGCCCGGAGAAGUGAAGGUGGAACUUUCUCACCACGAUGAUGAUGAUGAUGAUGUGGAGGGUUGUGAGAAUGACGAGGAGCCCGUGGCCUCCUGUCUGAUGGAGGAGGAUUUUACUAACUCUGCUACUGACCUGGCGUCUCUGGGAGUGAUGAACAGCAGACACGUUGACCUGAAGCUGAAGAAGCUGACAGAGGUUCCACAUUACGGCGGCAGCUCACCUUCGUCCUCCUCAUCGUCCUCGUCCUUCACGGCCUCCACCACCUCGCCCGUCAGCCCGGGAGUCGAGAUCCACCUGGGAGUGCAGAAUAACAGCGAGGAGCUGAAGGCCGAGCGUCUGCGCCGAGCGUCCGAGCGGCUGCGCAGUCCCGUCUUCAGGAAGGAGUCGGCCGUGCGCAAGACGCAGCUCCAGUCCUUCAGCCAGUACGUAGAGAGCAGACCAGAGGUGAAGCGGCAGAGGUCGGUGCCGGAGGACCUGAAGCGAGCGGCCGAGGACAGGAGUGGAGCGUCAGAGGUGGAGAACCGAAAGCCUGAAGACGAGGCCUUCAGAGACACGAGUCAGUACGUGGUGGGCGAGCUGGUGGCCCUGGAGAGCGAGCAGAGGCAGAUCGACACCCGCGCCUCCUGCGUGGAGAAGCGCCUGCGCUACCUCAUGGACACAGGAAAGAAUAAGGACGAGGAGGAGACCAUGAUGCAGGAAUGGUUCACGCUGGUGAAUAAGAAGAACGCUCUGAUCCGACGCCAGAACCAGCUCUCUCUGCUGGAGAGGGAGCACGAUCUGGAGAGACGCUUCGAGCUGCUGAACCGCGAGUUAAGAGCAAUGCUGGCCAUCGAAGACUGGCAGAAGACUGAAGCCCAGAAGCACAGAGAGCAGCUGCUUCUGGAUGAGCUGGUCAUACUGGUCAACAAACGGGAUGCUCUGGUCCGAGAUCUGGAUGCGCAGGAAAAAGAGGCAGAGGAGGAGGACGAGCACCUUGAACGAACUCUGGAACAGAACAAAGGAAAGAUGGCUAAGAAAGAAGAAAAGUGUGUCCUUCAGUGAUUCCAAAGGAACACCACAAACAAACUAAAACAGAUUUUAAAAACAUGUUUACUACAAUUUUAAGAAAUGUAUUAUGAUUAUACUGAGCAUUGUGUAUUUAAUGCUUUUUCCACUUUCAGCCGAGGCUGGUGCGUAUGAGUUCACUAAUGUCUUUGGUUUUGUUUAUACUAAGAUUACAUUUCAGCAACACUAAUAGGUUUUGUGUUAGACGGUACUUUUAACUUUUUAAUUGAAAGUUCUCUGUAUUAAGCUGUGUAACUAACCGACUCUGGCUGAUAUUUCAAACGCAAGGAACCAAACUCAAGUCGCUGUGUGUUCAGUGGGGAUUAGGACUGAAUUUCUAGGUACAACCAACAUUGUUUUAUAGGGAAUGUGAGGAUGUAUCAUAUUAAUUUUUGCCUUUUUUUAGAAAAAAAAUGUUCAAUCAUUUCAACUCACAAGUUCACAUAUCUCCACAUUUCAUUUCAGUGUUUGUUAGUUAUUGUAUAUCUUUUAAUUCAAUACUUUUAAAUUGUAUAGGAAAUCUACAGAUGGGAAUGUUGCAUUUAAAAAAAAAAGAACACUUACGGUUGUGUUUGUUUUAUCAUUUUUAUCAUUGUUUUAGAAUGGUUUACCAAACCUCUUAGUGAGAACUCAGUACUUUUAAGUACUUUGUGGUGACUGAAUGUUCAAGCUGUACAUUUCAUUCAACUCUUAAACAAUUCUCAUUUCAAAGAGCAGUUUGAGAUCAGAAUUAAUUUAUUACUGCUCGUCCUUUGAGAUGUUCAACUAACCAUCUUGGCAGCCAUGUGCAUUUACUCAAGGACCUUGUUAAUAUUUAUUGUGUACUUACAAAAUGCUUCGAUAUGCAUCUCUGGAUCACCGGCUGUGCUGCUCUUAUUGUGUGAAAUUUAUCAUUUUUUUAUUUAUUCAUAAAAUGACACGUCAAUAAAAUCUGAAACUCUUUCAUACUCUUGAAACCAGUCCCAGUGUUUACUUGUGCAGCAUUUUAUUGUAAAGUAUUAAACUAUUUUGAGACGUUUA
Trichomycterus rosablanca is the source of this 5207-nucleotide messenger RNA. It is a transcript of the gene ehbp1, whose product is annotated as EH domain binding protein 1. Gene Ontology annotation, cellular component: microtubule organizing center; filamentous actin. The transcript has 25 exons. Gene Ontology annotation, molecular function: protein binding. Gene Ontology annotation, biological process: actin cytoskeleton organization. Bases 672 to 4184 code for a protein of 1170 amino acids. NCBI's taxonomy places the organism in Eukaryota, Metazoa, Chordata, Actinopteri, Siluriformes, Trichomycteridae. The record is from RefSeq and is a predicted model, not a curated record.